UUCCAAGAUGGCGGACGGCGCUGCCACCGCCGCCGCUCCGCUCGGCGCCCAAGGCCCGGAGGCCGCGGGGACCGGAAGCGGAACCGGAGCCACCGGAAGCGGCGAUGACGCAACUUCCGGUUCCGGGCCUGGCCCCGCCCCCCGGGAGGUGCCGGUGGAGAUCGGAGAGACUUAUAUGUGCCGGAGGGGGGAUGGGAGCUGGCACUCGGCUGAGGUGAUCCAGUCCCGCCUGAACGAGCAGGAGGGACGGGAGGAGUUCUAUGUGCACUACGUGGGCUUCAAUCGCCGCCUGGAUGAAUGGGUCCCCAGGUCCCGCCUGGCCCGGGCUGGGGGCAGCCGGAGCCCGGGGGCGGGGCCUGGGCCCGGGGGGGCGGGGCCUGGGCCGGGGGGGGCGGAGCCUGAGCGGAAGCUGACCCGGAACCAGAAGAGGCGUCAUGAUGAGAUCAACCACGUGCAGAAGACCUACGCAGAGAUGGAUCCAACCACAGCAGCACUGGAGAAGGAGCAUGAGGCUAUCACCAAGGUGAAGUACGUGGACAAGAUCCACAUAGGUCACUAUGAGAUUGACGCCUGGUACUUCUCCCCCUUCCCAGAGGAUUAUGGGAAGCAGCCGAAGCUCUGGAUCUGUGAGUUCUGCCUCAAGUACAUGAAGUACGAGCGCUCCUUCCGCAUGCACCUGGCCCAGUGCCAGUGGCGCCAGCCCCCAGGCCGUGAGAUCUACCGCAAGGGGAACAUCUCAGUCUAUGAGGUGGACGGCAAAGACCACAAGAUCUACUGCCAGAACCUCUGCCUAUUGGCCAAGCUCUUCCUGGACCACAAGACCCUUUACUUUGAUGUGGAGCCUUUUGUGUUCUACCUGCUGACCGAGGUGGAUCGGGAUGGAGCUCACAUCGUGGGGUACUUCUCCAAGGAGAAGGAGUCUCCGGAUGGGAACAAUGUCGCCUGUAUCCUGACCCUGCCCCCAUAUCAGCGCCGAGGAUACGGGAAGUUCCUCAUUGCCUUCAGCUAUGAGCUGUCCAAGCUGGAGGCCACAGUUGGGUCCCCAGAGAAGCCUCUGUCUGACCUGGGCAAGUUGAGCUACAGGAGUUACUGGUCCUGGGUCCUGCUGGAGAUCCUGAGGGACUUCAGGGGCACGCUGUCCAUCAAGGACCUCAGUCAGAUGACCAGCAUCACCCAGAGUGACAUCAUCAGCACACUCCAGUCCCUCAACAUGGUCAAGUACUGGAAGGGUCAACACGUGAUCUGUGUGACCCCCAGGCUGGUGGAGGAGCAUCUGCGCAGCGCCCAGUACAAGCGCCCGCCCAUCACUGUGGACUCCAUCUGCCUGCGCUGGGCCCCCCCCAAGCACAAGCAGCCUAAAGUGGCCAAGAAGUGAAGAGGAGGAGCCCCACAUCUGCUAUGGGGUGCCCUAUAUCUGCUAUGGGGUGCCCUAUAUCUGCUAUGGGGCGCCCCAUACCUUCUAUGGGGUGCCCUAUAUCUGCUAUGGGGUGCCCUAUAUCUGCUAUAGGGUGCCCUAUAUCUGCUAUGGGGUGCCCUAUAUCUGCUAUGGGGCGCCCCAUACCUUCUAUGGGGUGCCCUAUAUCUGCUAUGGGGUGCCCCAUGGCUUCUAUGGGGUGCCCUAUAUCUGCUACAGGCUACCCUACAUCUGCUAUGGGGUGCUGCAUGUUUGCUCUGUGUGCCCCAUGUCUUCUAUGGGCUGCCCCACAUCCCCUAUGGGCUGCCCCACAUCCCCUGUGGGUCUCCCCAGUUCACACCAGUAAAGGUGCAGGUGGAACUGGGA
This is a messenger RNA of Melopsittacus undulatus (budgerigar), 1780 nucleotides long. RefSeq names its product lysine acetyltransferase 8 (gene KAT8). Gene Ontology annotation, cellular component: chromatin; MSL complex. Bases 8 to 1375 code for a protein of 455 amino acids. The transcript has 11 exons. Gene Ontology annotation, biological process: negative regulation of DNA-templated transcription; positive regulation of transcription by RNA polymerase II. Gene Ontology annotation, molecular function: histone H4K16 acetyltransferase activity; transcription coregulator activity. The record is from RefSeq and is a predicted model, not a curated record. NCBI's taxonomy places the organism in Eukaryota, Metazoa, Chordata, Aves, Psittaciformes, Psittaculidae.